Messenger RNA from Sphaeroforma arctica JP610, 1695 nucleotides. RefSeq lists its product as hypothetical. The coding region runs from base 1 to 1695 and encodes 564 amino acids. The transcript is spliced from 7 exons. The record is from RefSeq and is a predicted model, not a curated record. Lineage: Eukaryota; Ichthyosporea; Ichthyophonida.
AUGGGGGCUAUAGGAGCAAGCAUGUGUGAUUAUCCACUGCACCUAACAUCCACCUCUACUCCUCUAUUGCAACAAGAUUUGCAGACUCUAUCGCUGACUCAAAGAAGGCCAUCUCCAGAACCAGACCUUAUGGUGUCUCCUCGGGCGGCCCCAACCGCACUGGUUUUUCCCCUAAACGGACAAAGGAAUGUGGCUAGUGGUGUGGACAAGGCUGGAGGAGCAGUGCAUUCGACAGCCGCGAGCUCUGCUGCGCCCAGUCCAGUGGGUAUGCGAGUAGAACGAAUGGGACCAGUUGACAUGUGGACACUCGGAUUGAAUUCGGGGUCACGACACUCUGGCAGUGCUAUGGGUGAUAGAGGCUCCCCGGAAUAUCAGAAUAAACGAGGCCCGUCAUUCUCUGCGCCGAGUGUAAGCAACGACCGCAACGCAGCUGCCUCAGCCGCACCGCCAGCAACCAAACUGGCCAACGGACAGCACCCACGCCAGCAAGCUGUGUCGCAACAGUCCAGCCGCGAAAGCAUGUGCAACCCUAGCAGGCAGCCCACAUUCAGCAGGCAGAGCACCGCCAACCGCAGUCAGACGAGAGUUGGCGAGCAAACCAACACGCGGGACGCCAGGGGGGAUAGGCUGGUAGACGGCGGCCAAGACUCUGUGGUUGGGGGGAGCUCUAUUGCGGAGAAUAGGAGCGCCCGCAGUGGGGGUAGUAACGAGGAUAUGGCCCCACACGGGAACCACGAACGACAGCGUGAGCGCCCAGGCACGCGGGAAGGUGGCUCAGACCUGCGCGAACGCGGCCAACGAGGCAGCGCAAACGGCACGCGCGAUGGGGAGAGUGUGGACGGGCGUGGGCGUAUGGCGCACCACGACGGCUCAGUGGGGAAUCAGAGUGGCAAUCUGUUCAAUCUGUUCGGUAAGGCUGCAGGACAGGUGCAGGUGAAGGUGAGGUCUUCACCACCACCCGCGCAGAGUCUGCCGAUUUCACAACCAGCGCAAGUGCAGUGGGGUGGUGAAAAGAUGGGAAACCGUGUGAUCCCACAACCACCUCCAGCUGCGUACAAUAUUAACGACCCCCGACUGAGACAGCGCACCAGACAUCCGGGGGACGCACAAUACAAUGAAUCGCAUCAAAGUACAAUUAACGGCAAUGGGACCAUCAACGAUGACAAGACCAUCAACGACGACGAGUCUACGUUGCCUACUAGCAUACCACAGUAUCCGCAGGGUCAGAACCGGCGACAAGACAUGAGCAACGAGGACAACGACCCGCGAGUCAACAGUGCGUACGUACUCAAAUCCCAGGACAGGCAUGUGGAUGUCGUGCAUGGUAGGGAUAGGCCCAACGAGCGAGACCCCCCCAGCAUGGGCACAAGAGGUCGCGAGGCCAUGCGGCGCCGAGUGAGCCACGGGAGCCAAAGCCACUUACAACCAAAUAAUAAUGGCCUGGAUGUGGAGCCCGGUCAGAACCUGAACCCGAACCAAAACCUGAACCAAAACCUGAACCAAAAACCAAAAACCAAAAACCAAAAACCAAAAACCAAAAACCAAAAACCAAAAACCAAAAACCAAAAUCAAAAUCAAAACCAAAAUCAAAACCAAAACCAAAACCAAAAAUCAAAAUCCGAACCAGAAACAAAACCCGGGCAUGCACAAGAACCUGAACCUCAACGCCCACAGCCGCCGGGAGAGUGUCGGUAG